CUGAGUGGAGUCGUGUCGUUUGUACACUCGUCUCUUUAUUUUUUUCGCUGUUAGGUUAACAUCCCGCUAAUUAACAAAGUAAUGUUGGGGAAAAUAAAAACGAAGCAGGAAAAAAGCGGCGAGAUCGUCGCAUACAGCGAGGCGGCAGUUGCAAACAACUCCGCGGUUGUGGAAUACUGUAAGAUCUCGAUGGCAGCUUUAUCGGGCGGUACAGCUGGACUGCUAGGAUUAACCGGGCUGUACGGAUUCGGAUUUUACGUCUUUGCGGUUUUCGGGCUGUGGGCGAUGCUGUUGAUGAAGGCCGGCGGCCAGUGGAGGAAGUAUUUCAUUAGCAGGCGGCAUCUCUUAACCAGCGGGUUCUUUGGCGGGCUUUGCACGUACGUGUUAUUCUGGACAUUUUUAUAUGGGAUGGUUCACGUCUAUUGAGAAGGGAAAGGACGGAUGGCUCGCGGCAAUUGUGACACACGCAGUUAUUUAAAUAUAUAUAAAGCUACAUAAUUACUAUAAUAAGCCAGUCAUUGUAUUUAUAUUAUUUAAGCCUUUCGGAUACUGACCAAAUAAACGAUGAAGCGUUCA
This is a messenger RNA of Temnothorax curvispinosus, 576 nucleotides long. RefSeq names its product ER membrane protein complex subunit 6 (gene EMC6). Gene Ontology annotation, biological process: autophagosome assembly; protein folding in endoplasmic reticulum. NCBI's taxonomy places the organism in Eukaryota, Metazoa, Arthropoda, Insecta, Hymenoptera, Formicidae. The transcript has 5 exons. Gene Ontology annotation, cellular component: EMC complex; endoplasmic reticulum; membrane. The coding region runs from base 82 to 426 and encodes 114 amino acids. The record is from RefSeq and is a predicted model, not a curated record.